AUGCAGCUCUUUGGCGGAACCAUUGGGUGGCGAGCAAAUAAACAAGACACAGUCACAACAUCGACGACUGAAGCUGAACUUCUUGCGUUGUCACAAGCAACGAAAGAGUCAAUGUUUGUCUCUCGUCUUCUCAAAGAAAUCGGUAUCCGCCUAGAUAGCAAGACGAUACAGAUCCAGUGCGACAACCAACAAACAAUCAAGCUGGUUAACAAGGAAGUUGGACUGCUGCAGACCAAACUCCGCCAUGUUAACAUCCACGACCACUGGAUACGUCAGGAAACUGAAAAGGGGACAAUUUCAGUAAACUACGUACCAACAGGAGAGAUGGUGGCAGAUGGACUCACCAAAGCCCUCAGCAGUCAACCAUUCAAGGUCUUCAUUGACCGACUUGGUCUGGUGGACAUUGAAGGGAAACUAAGGCAACGAACACUCGAAGAAAUGGACACUGAGGCUUUGCAGGAGAGGCUUGAGCUGCUUGAACUAUGA
Metarhizium robertsii ARSEF 23 is the source of this 486-nucleotide messenger RNA. RefSeq lists its product as uncharacterized. The record is from RefSeq and is a predicted model, not a curated record. NCBI's taxonomy places the organism in Eukaryota, Fungi, Ascomycota, Sordariomycetes, Hypocreales, Clavicipitaceae. The transcript has a single exon. The coding region runs from base 1 to 486 and encodes 161 amino acids.